This is a messenger RNA of Carassius gibelio (silver crucian carp), 6242 nucleotides long. It is a transcript of the gene nsmaf, whose product is annotated as neutral sphingomyelinase (N-SMase) activation associated factor. Bases 106 to 2838 code for a protein of 910 amino acids. The transcript is spliced from 31 exons. Gene Ontology annotation, molecular function: protein binding. The record is from RefSeq and is a predicted model, not a curated record. NCBI's taxonomy places the organism in Eukaryota, Metazoa, Chordata, Actinopteri, Cypriniformes, Cyprinidae.
UUCUCCACAGCAGCAUGAGCGCAAGCAGCAUGAGAAGCGAUCAGCCGGUUCUUCCGUUUCAGAGGACUUCCGUGUUUACAUGUCUGCAGCAGGCACCGAUCCCUCAUGGCUUUCAUUACGAAGAAGGAUCGCAGCAAAGAACGAUUUUCGCUGCUGCUGCUGGAUCUGGAAGAACAUUAUUUUGAACACCACACUGCAUAUAAUCUGACCGCCAGAGGUCAGGAGGCAAACAGACGAACCAGUGGCUCACUAAAAAUCUGUUCCAAAUCAAUCAUUUUUGAACCCGAUGAUGCUGUUAAGCCUAUUUUAAAGAUUCUUCUGAAAGACUGCAAAGGAAUAGGAGCAGUGGAAGAAACAGGCCACAACCCAUUUAUAGAAAGUAAACCUGCCUGUAUUCUUAUAGAAACCAAGCAGAUUUAUCUAAUUAAAGAAGAAAACGUGGUUGCUCCAUAUAAAUAUGAAAGGGGAGAAAAAAAGGUCACAUUCCAAUUGGAGGUGCCGGGAAAAACAGAGGAUGUUGUUCAGAUGUUAUUACAGUUACACAGAGCAUCCUGUCUGGAUAAGCAGGGUGACCAGACAGCAAUGGUUGCAGCUAUUCUGCAGUCCAGGUUAGCAAGGACACGUUUCGAUAAAAACAGUUUUCAGAAUGUAACAGAAAACCCACACAUGGAGUGUGUUGCAGAAAUGGUUUCUCCUUUGGUGACAAACGCUGGUCACGUUUGCAUCACUGAUUGCAAUCUUUACUUCCAGCCAAUGAACGGCUAUCCUGAUUUAGUGGUGCAGAUUGGGCUACAUAGUGUAAGACGCAUCUACAAACGGAGACAUGGGUUGAGGCCUUUGGGCCUUGAAGUGUUCUGCACAGAGAAUGAUCUUUGCUCUGAUAUCUACCUGAAGUUCUACAGUACUAAAGAAAGAGAUGAGCUUUAUUACUACAUUGCAACUUUCCUCGAAAACCAUAUAGCGGAGUGCACAGCGGAGAGCUACAUGCUGCAGUGGCAGAGAGGUCACAUUUCCAACUAUCAGUACCUACUUCAUCUAAACAAUUUAGCAGACCGCAGUGUGAAUGACCUAUCCCAGUAUCCAGUGUUCCCCUGGGUCAUCAGUGACUACAGCAGCACACAGCUGGAUUUGCUGAACCCUGCUUCAUUUCGAGAUCUCGGUAAACCAAUUGGAGCUUUGAACACGGAGAGACUGGAGAGAUUACUGGAACGCUACAGAGACAUGCCUGAGCCUCAUUUUAUGUACGGUAGUCAUUAUUCAUCACCUGGAUAUGUGCUUUUCUACCUUGUCAGAGUCGCUCCAGAGCACAUGCUUUGCCUACAGAAUGGACGAUUUGAUCAGGCAGACAGGAUGUUCAACAGUGUUGGUGAGACGUGGAAGAAUUGUUUAGAGGGAGGCACAGAUUUCAAAGAGCUGAUUCCUGAGUUCUAUGGAAGUGACAGCAGCUUUCUGAAGAAUCUGCUAGGUUUGAAUCUGGGCAGGAGGCAGGGAGGAGGCAGAGUUGAAAAUGUUGAACUUCCUCCUUGGGCUUCAGAUCCAGACGACUUCUUGGAGAAAAUGCGUUUAGCACUGGAGUGUCAGUAUGUGUCUGAACACCUGCAUGAGUGGAUUGAUCUGAUUUUUGGCUACAAACAGAGGGGAAGUGAAGCUGUGGCUGCCUAUAAUGUUUUCCAUCCAUUAACAUAUGAGGGAGGAGUUGACUGCGAUAGUAUUGAGGACCCAGAUCAGAAAAUAGCCAUGCUAACUCAGAUAUUGGAGUUUGGACAGACGCCUCGACAACUCUUUGUCACUCCUCAUCCUCAGAGGAUCACUCCACGCUUCCACAACCUGUCAGCCACCCCCAGCCUCAGCAGCAGUGAGCUAUCACCAUCAUCUCCAAGUAUGGAAUCAUUUGAGGACCUGACUGAGGAAAGUAAGAAAAUGGCCUGGAGCAACAUGAACAAACUUACAUUGCAGUCUUGCCACAAAAUACAUAAAGAAGCAGUAACAGGCAUUGCUGUGACCCUCAGUGGGGAUUCCAUCUUCUCAACUUCUCAAGACUCCACAUUGAAGAUGUUCUCGAAAGAAAAUGGACUUCAAAGAAGUGUGUCCUUCUCGAACAUGGCACUGUCCUCCUGUCUGAUGCUUCCUGAUGAAAAGAUUGUUGUGUGUUCCUCCUGGGACAACAAUGUAUAUUUUUACUCCGUAGCAUAUGGAAGAAAACAAGACACUUUGAUGGGUCACGAUGAUGCAAUUAGUGAUAUUUGCUGGAGGGAUGACAAACUUUACACAGCAUCUUGGGAUUCUACUGUGAAGAUUUGGAAAUGUGUAGCAGAUGACAUCUCCAGUAAUAAAAGGACUCAGUUUGACCUGCUUUCUGAAUUUGAACAUGAGGCUGGGGUUAAUACUUUAGAUCUUGGCCCAGGUGGCACACUUUUGGCAACGGGUACUAAAGAAGGAACACUAACUCUUUGGGACAUUGACAACCCUGUCCCACUAAAUCAACUGACCUGCCAUUCUGGAAAGAUUCAUCAGGUGGCCUUCAGUCCUGACAGCAGACAUAUUCUGAGUGUUGGGGAGGAUUCGUGUUUGGUGGUUACAGAUGUGCAGACAGGCAUGCUCAUCGCUACUGUACAUUCAGAGGAAGAGCAGAGGUGUUUCUGUUGGGAUGGUAACACUGUGUUAUCUGGAGGGAUGUCAGGAGAUCUCAGUGUAUGGGACCUCCUUAGCAGUAAAGUCGUCCACAAAAUACCUGCUCACUCAGGUGCAGUAACGUGUAUGUGGAUGAAUGGACAAUGCAGUACUAUCAUCACAGGUGGUGUGGACAAACAGAUCAUUCUUUGGAAACCAGAGUAUUAACAGUAACAUUUCUAUGUUCGAUAAAACAAUUCAUUUUUCAGACCAUUCGGACCAAGGUCAAUUUUCACCAUGUGAUUUCAUGGGACAAUUUAACCGUACCAAAAAACCUCUAAAAUAGAAAUCUUGACAAUGUGUUUGAUACAGUGGGGAAAAUAUUUAUUUUAUCCCCUGUUGAUAUUGUAUAUUGUCUGUACUUUUUAUGGUAGGUUUAUUUUAACGUAUAGAGACAGAAUAACAACCAAAAAUUCCAGAAAUUAAACUAUAUAAUUAUAUUAAAUAGUUAUAUAUAAUACAAUAUUUUAUAUAAGUUAUAUAAAGGUUAGAAAUUGAUUUGCAUUUCAGUGCAAUAAGUAUUUGAUCCCCAAGCAAAACAUGACUUAGUACUUGGUUCUGAAACCCUUGUUGGCAAGCACAGACAUUUUUUUGUAAUUGGUCAUCAGGUUUGCACACAUCUGAUCCACUCCUCUUUAGAGAUUCUCUCUAAUUCCUUAAGCUUUCUUGGCUGUUGUUUGGCAAUUCAAAUUCUCAGCUCCUUCCACAGAUUUUCUAUAGGUUUGCAGUCUGGAGACUGGCUAGGCCACUCCAUGACCUUAAUGUGCUUCUACUUGAGCCACUCAUUUAUUUCCUUGGUGGUAUGUUUUGGGUCAUUGUAAUCAUUCAAGACUUAUCCAUGACCCAUCUUCAGUGUUCUGGCUGAGGGAAGGAGUUUCUCAUCCAAGAUCUUACAGUACACAGCCACGUCCAUUUGCCCCCCAAUACAGUGAAGUCAUUCUGUACCCUUAGCAGAAAAACCACCCCAAAGCAUAAUGUUUCCACCUCUGUCCUUGACUAAAGGGAUGGUGUUAUUUUGGUCAUAGUUGGCAUUUCACUCCCUCCAAACACGGCGAGCCGAGUUAAUGCCAGAGAGCUUAAUUUUUGUCUCAUCUGACCACAGCACUUUCUCCCAAGCCUUCUCUGAAUAAUUUAGAUGUUCACUGGCAAACUUUAAACUGGCCUGUACAUGUGCCACCUUGAGCAGAGGGACUUUGUGGAUGGUGGAGGAUUUCAGUCCAUUGCAUUGUAAUGUGUUACCAAUGGUUUGCUUGGUGACUGUGGUCCCAACUGUUUUAAGAUUAUUAACAACCUCUUUGCGUGUAGUUCAGGGCUGAUCCCUCACCUUUCUCAUGAUCAUCCUUUCCCCAUGAGGCAAGAUCUUGGACGGAGCUCCAGACCAAGGCCGAUUGGUUUGGAUUUCUGGUCUUGUAGCCCAUUCAAGCCUCGUGCAGAUCUACAAUCUUGUAUCUGACAUCCUUUGACAGCUCUUUUGUCUUGCCCAUGGUGGUGGUAGAGGCAAGAUACAGAUGGUUUUAUACACCUAAUGAGCUGACAUUAGGAGUAACUUCUUAAAGUGACCGGACUAAUCUCUGUUCCGCAUGGGCACAUAACCAAUCUGUUGGAGUCAGAAUUCCUGCUGGUUGGUAUGUGAUCAAAUACUUAUUUCACUUACUGAAAUGCAAAUCAAUCUCUAACCUUUAUAUAAUGUGUUUUUGUCUGGAUUUAUUUUUUAUUUUUUCGUUUCUGUCUCUACUAUUUAAAAAUAAAUGUACCAUAAAAAUUACAGACCCUUCAUUUCUUUUUUCAAGUGGGCAAACUUGCAAAAUCAGCAGGGCAUCAAAUAAAUAUUUUCCCCACUGUACAUUUGGUCAAAGUUUUAGAAUAAGGUUGGUUAUACAAAUAGCAGAGUUUUAAAAACACCUCACCACAACAGUUUUACAUUUAUUGUUUAGUUUUUUUUUUUUUUUUUUUUUUUUUUUUGAAAGCUAGCUCUGUUUAGUAACUGGAAUUUUAACAAAAGAUAUGGAUGUCCUAUUUGGCUCAGUGAAAUAUAUAUAUAUAUAUAUAUAUAUAUAUAUAAUUUUUUUUUUCUCUUUUUAUUUUAAAUAUUAUACAUGUAUAACAUUUGGCAUGUCAAAUCUCUUUCAAAAUGUGCAUAAAACAGCAACAAUUCAUAUGGUUCAUGAAAGACAAUCAGUUAUUAUGAUUGUCCUUACUAUUAUUGCUUUUGAAUGUAACCGCCAAAUCAUACUUAUUAAAAAUUCAUAAUACAUCAUGCUCGCAAAUUGUACAAAAUUAUGAGAUCAGUUCUAGACACCUUUAUUACGGGUGACUGAGGAAUGUUCAGAAGUAUUAAGUAGUUAUAUAUAGUAUAUGUUUGAUGUACUGAAGGUUUGCUGCAGUCUUUUUGAGCGAUAAAUAAAUAUUCGAUGGGGAUCUUUUUUUCUUUUAUGUGCCUUAGUUUUUAAUAGUUUGAACAUGAGCAUUUCUUUUAAUGCCCACUCUUUAAAUAUGCUUGCAUCUCUAGCUAAAAUAUAUACCCAAAAAUUAUUACAUACAAGUUAUGCAUGACAAUAUAUUUGAGUGAAACAUUCUGCAAUAUAAUAAACUGUAGUGUUAUGUCUUAAGUUUAUGGAUGCAUUUGUGUAUAUACAAAUUUUAUAUUUCAUACACUUAUUUAUGUUUCAACAAUGCCUUGAAAAAUUGCUCUUCAGUGAAGAACACUUUGUGUUAUGUAUAAAAAAAAAGAAAUUAAAUCAAAAUCACAAGAUUAUGCAAUAUUAUGUAAAACCUCAAUGAGCUCACAGGUUAUUAAAGGGAUUGUUCUUUCAAAAAUGAAAACUGUCAUCAUUUAUGUUUUUUUCCAAGCAUGUAUAACUUUCUUUAUGCUUUGGAACAUAAAUUUAAGAUAUUUUGGUAAAAUCAUUUAUUUAUAUAUAUAUAUAUAUAUAUAUAUAUAUAUAUAUAUAUAUAUAUAUAUAUAUAUAUAUAUGAUUUCUACAUAUUUUACAAUGAAAUUCAAAAAUUCAAAGGUCAAAUGUUGUUUGGCUCCAGUGUUAUAGAAAAUAUAUUUUAUGUUCAGUGAAGAAAGAAAUGCGAACAGCUGUGGAACCACAAGAUUGUGAGUAAAUUAUAACAGCAUUUUUCAUUUUUGGAUGAAUAAUUCUACACAAAGUGGCAUUUUAUGUGUGGACUACAUGUUUUAGUAUAUAGGUUUAUGUAGUGGACUCUUUUCCUGUUCUGUAUUUUUUAGGUUUUAAUGUGUUUUUAUUAUUAUAAUUUCUUUUUUCUUUUUAAUUUUUUUUAUAAUAUGUAUUUUAUUGCCUCUUGGAAGAAAACUGCUGGAAAUUCAAAAUGUCUUUACAAAUGCACAAAUGUUUGUUUUUCCGUUUAUGUUAUACUGGACAGUUAUUUAGUUUAAAACCUUUUCUCUUUGUUUUUUGUUUGUUUUAUUUUUUUAAAUAGUAACAUGACUAAAUAUGCAAAGAUACAAAUUAAAACUAUCCUUAGUCUGAUUAUAUGUUUGCCUUGUUCAAAACUCUCCUUUGGUGUGCCCAUUUAUUUAGCGUUAUGAAGCUCUUAAAAUAAAU